Messenger RNA from Erigeron canadensis, 3175 nucleotides. RefSeq lists its product as uncharacterized. The coding region runs from base 206 to 3025 and encodes 939 amino acids. Gene Ontology annotation, cellular component: chloroplast. The record is from RefSeq and is a predicted model, not a curated record. Gene Ontology annotation, biological process: peptidoglycan biosynthetic process. The transcript has 24 exons. NCBI's taxonomy places the organism in Eukaryota, Viridiplantae, Streptophyta, Magnoliopsida, Asterales, Asteraceae. Gene Ontology annotation, molecular function: D-alanine-D-alanine ligase activity; ATP binding; metal ion binding.
AGAACACAAAAGAAAGGGGAAAAAAACACACCAAAUGACAAGACAAACCCCAACCACUUCGGGUCAUCCUCCAUCAUCAUCUCCCAAAUGCAACAAAUUAUUUCCAAUAAUAAUAACAAUAUUUGAUUCCAAUGGCCGGCCAAUUCAAUAACCAUUUAAAUACACCACUAAUACUAUUACACUCAUUAUUAUUUCACUCUCUAAAAUGGCUACUGCUUACUCUUUCUCUGUGUCAGCCAAACCACAUUUUGAGUCUUCCAAAAUUAUCCCAUCUUCAAAUAUUGUUUCAUUAUCAUCACCAUCAUCUGUGAUCAAGUCGAAACGAAACGGGUAUGGCGGAGUUAGAAUUGUGAGAUCAUGCAGUGAAGUGGUGGCAGCCAUCAAAUUGGUUGAGAGUGAGAAUAAGAAAAAGGAGAAAGGAAGUGGAAAGGAGGUAUUGAAAGUUGGGUUAAUAUGUGGUGGGCCAUCUGCUGAACGUGGUAUUUCUCUUAAUUCUGCAAGAUCAGUCCUUGAUCAUAUUCAGGGAGAUGAUCUGCAUGUAAGCUGCUAUUACAUUGACCCCAAUCUCAAUGCGUAUGCUAUAUCCUCUGCCCAGGUUUAUUCAAAUACUCCUGCUGAUUUUGAUUUUAAACUUGAAAGCCUAGCACAAGGUUUCGAGACUUUGACGGAAUUUGCGGAACAUCUAGCUGCAUCUGUGAAUAUAGUUUUCCCUGUCAUACAUGGUCGUUUUGGUGAAGAUGGUGACAUUCAGGAGCUUCUUGAAAAAUCAAAUGUUCCAUUUGUUGGCACAAGAUCAAAGGAAUGCCGUACAGCAUUUGACAAGUAUGAUGCCUCCUUGGAACUUAAGAGACAGGGAUUUAUAACAGUGCCCAACUAUGUACUACAGGGAAGCGAAUUGGACGAGUCUGGUCUAUCAAAGUGGUUUUUUGACAAUCAGCUAGAUCCUAACUCAGGGAAAGUUGUGGUGAAACCAACAAGAGCAGGAUCAAGUAUCGGUGUUACAGUUGCCUAUGGUUUCUCUGAUUCCCUAAACAAAGUUAGAGAAAUUAUUUCCGAGGGGAUCGAUGACAAGGUUAUUAUUGAAAUUUUUCUCGAAGGAGGUAGAGAGUUUACUGCAAUUGUUCUUGAUGUUGGUUCUGAUUUUGACAGUCAACCAGUUGUAUUCCUUCCUACAGAGGUUGAACUUCAAUCUAGUGAUAGUGCUGACAUAAAUGAGAAAGAUGCAAUAUUUAACUAUCGCCGGAAGUAUCUUCCCACUCAGCAGGUUGUUUAUCACACUCCACCUCGUUUUCCAUUAGAUGUAAUACAAAAAAUUCGUGAAGGAGCAUCUAUAUUAUUCAAAAGGCUUGGUUUACGGGAUUUUGCAAGGAUUGAUGGUUGGUUUUUACCGCAUUCUGCUAGAUUAUCAUCAUCAGAAGCAAAUGAUUUUGGGAAGACUGAAUCAGGAAUUGUUAUAUUUACUGACAUCAACUUGAUUAGCGGAAUGGAGCAAACAAGUUUCCUAUUUCAGCAAGCUUCAAAGGUUGGCUUCUCUCACUCAAAUAUCCUGAGAACCAUUAUUCAGCGUGCUUGUUUGCGAUUCCCCAGCCUUGCUUCAUAUAUAUGUGAAUCAAAGCCGUCAUAUACAAGAUCAAAGAAGUCUGAACAUGAAGGGGCUCGCAAAGUAUUUGUUAUUUUUGGUGGAGACACGUCUGAACGCCAAGUAUCUCUUAUGAGUGGAACUAAUGUUUGGUUAAAUCUUCAAGUAGCCGGUGAUCUUGACGUAACUCCUUGCUUACUUGCUCCGGCAAACGAUGAUUCAUCUGAUCAAAAAGAUGACAGCUUGAGGACAGUUUGGUCAUUACCUUACUCCCUUGUGCUAAGACAUACAACAGAAGAAGUACUUGAUGCUUGCACAGAGGCACUUGAACCCGAUCGUGCUGCAUUGACUUCUCACUUAAGGAAGCAAGUGAUGGAUGAACUAGCUAAUGGUUUCAAGAACCACAGUUGGUUCACGGGUUUUGAUAUAUCUGAUGAACCACCUAUGAAGCUUACACUACAGAACUGGAUAAAGCUGGCCAAGGAAGUUCAAGCAACAGUUUUUAUUGCAGUGCAUGGAGGAAUUGGUGAAGAUGGUACACUUCAAGCGUUGCUGGAAGCUGAAGGAGUACCUUAUACAGGUCCUGGAUUUUCGGCUUCAAAGAUAUGUAUGGACAAAGUAGCAACAUCUCUUGGUGUUAAUCAUCUUACACAUCUCGGGGUUCUUACUAUAAAUAAGGAUGUGAGGAGAAAGGAAGAUCUUUUGAAUACAUCUGCUAGUGACAUUUGGCAUGAAGUGAUAUCAAAGCUCCAUUGUGAAACCGUAUGUAUCAAACCAGCAAGAGAUGGAUGCUCAACAGGAGUUGCAAGACUCACGUGCGCUGAGGACCUUGGUGUUUAUGUAAAAGCAUUGGAAGAUUGUCUUCCUCGAAUUCCUCCAAAUAGCUUGGCAAAGGCACAUGGACUAAUUGAGAUGCCAGUUCCUCCACCAGAGUUUUUAAUCUUUGAACCUUUCAUUGAAACGGAUGAGAUCACUAUAGUAUCCAAAUCCACAAAUGAAAAUGAACGUCUCUUGUGGAAAGGAAAUAGUAGAUGGGUCGAGAUAACUGUUGGGGUCAUAGGAAAACGAGGUCAUAUGCGCUCUCUGAUGCCUAGUGUCACUGUUAAAGAAAGUGGUGACAUAUUAUCACUUGAAGAGAAAUUUCAAGGUGGAACAGGGAUUAAUCUUACCCCACCCCCAUUGUCAAUUAUGAGCACCGAGGCAUUGAUGCGAUGCAAAGAACGAAUUGAGCUUAUAGCUAACACCCUGGAGCUCGAAGGAUUUUCUCGUAUUGAUGCUUUUGUUAAUGUUGAUAGUGGAGAGGUUUUGGUUAUUGAAGUGAAUACCGUGCCUGGAAUGACGCCUUCAACUGUAUUGAUUCAUCAGGCACUUGCAGAAGAACCUCCAGUGUAUCCUCAUCGGUUUUUCCGUACUCUUCUUGAUUUGGGUUCUGAACGAUUCAUGUAAAACUUUUGUGCUUAUACAACAUGCAGUCCUUGGAAAAAAAAAAGUGUUGUGGUUUCUUUAAUUUGAAUUGGUCAGUCGAACAAAAUCAAAUGAUAUGGAUUAAUUAAUACAGUAGAUGUUUUUAUACAAUUGUUUAACGAUUGGCAUCAA